Striga asiatica is the source of this 3105-nucleotide messenger RNA. NCBI's taxonomy places the organism in Eukaryota, Viridiplantae, Streptophyta, Magnoliopsida, Lamiales, Orobanchaceae. The record is from the annotation of a GenBank genome assembly.
AUGGUGCUAUGCAAUCAAGUCCUUCCAUCACCUUCACCAUCAAAUUCCCUCACAAGUUUCGCGUCGCUGAAGCCAUUGAGCCCGCUUCUCGUUCUUUCCCGUUCUUUGAGACGAAAAAGCGAAUCUUUACGCCAGAGAAGUGGUAUGCUGAGAGUGGAAGCCACUGUGACUCUUGAUUCGAGCAAUGGAGCUGUGGGCGUGGCGCCAUCGAAAGAGGAUGAAAUUUUUUCCACCACUCCUUAUGGAAGACAAUUCUUCCCUUUAGCUGCUGUUGUUGGCCAGGAUGCUAUUAAAACUGCUCUUUUACUUGGGGCAAUAGACCGUGAGAUUGGAGGAAUAGCAAUCUCUGGAAAACGAGGAACAGCAAAAACAGUGAUGGCUCGUGGCUUGCAUGCAAUUCUCCCGCCUAUUGAAGUGGUUUCCGGAUCAAUUGCAAAUGCCGACCCGUCAAACCCCGAAGAGUGGGAAGAUGGUCUUGCUGGUCGAGUGGAGUAUGACUCUGAUGGGAAUAUAAAAACCCAAAUAGUCAAGUCACCAUUUGUUCAGAUUCCACUUGGUGUCACAGAGGAUAGACUAAUUGGGUCUGUUGAUGUUGAGGAGUCCAUAAAAUCCGGAACCACCGUUUUUCAGCCAGGCCUUCUUGCGGAGGCACACAGAGGGGUUUUGUAUGUUGAUGAAAUUAAUCUUUUGGAUGAAGGCAUUAGCAAUUUGCUUCUCAAUGUCUUGACUGAAGGCGUGAAUAUUGUGGAGAGAGAAGGCAUAAGCUUUCGACACCCGUGCAAACCGCUUCUAAUUGCUACUUAUAAUCCUGAAGAGGGUGCCGUCCGGGAACAUCUUCUGGACCGCAUUGCAAUAAAUUUGAGUGCAGAUCUUCCUAUGAGUUUUGAAGAUCGUGUUGCAGCAGUUGAGAUUGCAACUCAGUUUCAAGAACAAAGUAGAGAAGUUGUUAAAAUGGUUGAGGAGGAGAUGGAUGUUGCUAAGACUCAGGUGGAAUUAGUCAUUCUUCCACGGUCAAUCAUUAGCGAAAGACCACCCGACCAGCAAAACCAGCAGCCUCCUCCACCUCCGCCUCCGCAAAAUCAAGAUUCUUCAGAAGAACAAAAUGACGAGGAAGAUCAAGAGGAUGAGAAUGACGAGGAAAACGAACAAGAGCAGGAACAAAUACCCGAAGAGUUCAUAUUUGAUGCAGAAGGCGGACUCAUGGAUGAGAAGCUCCUCUUCUUUGCACAACAGGCACAACGCCGGCGUGGGAAAGCUGGGAGGGCCAAGAAUGUGAUUUUUUCCGAGGAUAGAGGCCGCUAUAUCAAGCCUAUGCUUCCCAAGGAUGAGAUUCUUGAGGUUGCCGGGAAAAUAUAUAAAGCAGGGAUGUCGCUCCUUGUCAUUGACACUGAAAAUAAGUUUGUCUCAACCGGUUUUGCUAAGGAGAUAGCUCGAGUUGCUCAAGGAAAAUACUAUUAUCUGCCAAAUGCUUCGGAUGCUGUAAUCUCAUCCACGACUCGGGAAGCAUUGUCGGAUUUGAAGAACUCAUUCAGGAUAUGCGUAGGAAAUUGUUAUGAGAAUAGGAUGGGACUGCUCGGUUCGAAAACUAGUCCUCUAAUCGGUUUAAUUCUAUUGGGAUCGAAAACUAGUCCUCUAACCGGUUUAAUUCUAUUGGUGAAACGGCUUGCACAUGAGCCAGUAAAGAACCGGUCUUUGACCAGUCGCACCUGUCAAAACCGUUUAAUCCCUGCUGGAUUAUUAUUCCAUGAGAAUAACAACAAUACGGUGCCUUACGUUGCAUUGAACGACUAUGGUAAUGGCGACAGGAAGAGGAAAGCAAUGGAAAAAAGCAUCAGCCCUGCAAAUUCAUUCCCUGAAAAUGGGAUUGGAGGAAAAAAUGGUGCGAGAAAAGGAAAAAGGGUGAAAGGCAAUAAUGAGAAGAAAGAGCAAAAGGAAAAGGAAGUUGUUCAUGUUAGAGCCAAGAGAGGCCAAGCCACCGAUAGUCAUAGUAUAGCAGAAAGGAUCAGAAGAGAAAAGAUCAAUGAGAAGAUAAGACAAUUGCAAGACAUUGUGCCAGGGUGUUACAAGACAAUGGGGAUGGCAGUAAUGUUGGAUGAGGUCAUCAAUUAUGUGCAGUCCCUGCAAAAUCAAGUGGAGUUCCUUUCAAUGAAGCUCACGGCAGCAAGCGUGUUUUACGAUUUCAAUUCAGAUUCAAAUACUUUGGAGACAAUUCAGGGCCAUGUUCUUGAACGACCUCAUAUGACUAGAUGGAUCUAUAGACCCGUUAUAAGUGAUGCUGAGCUCCCCAAAUCAACUCGGCAAAUCGGCAUGUUGCGGUGCGCCCCUACGGUUGUGUUUUUGACAUUCUUGACCUCAGUUUCUCUUCUUGUCAUCACAGUGAGUGAUGAACUGCUGGUCUGCGUGCUCAACUCCACCUACGGGUGGUCUCCUUUGAUCCACCUGCAACAGAUCUGGGUGUAUAGGGUGUACGGGAACAAUCUCAACAUUCAGUCCACCUCCUGGCUAGUUGAUUGGACCUCCAACGGCUACAGAGGUGGGCUCCAAAUUCCUUUAAGGAUCUACAUAGACGUGGCCAGUCAACGGGUCCGGGCCGACGGUUCGCUUGGACCAGGCCCGGGACUGAACCGGACGAAGGCGCGGUCCGGGACCGAUUCUCAGCCCGGUCCCGUCGGUUCGACAAAUGCAUCAUCAGGCAUGGGUGUUGCCGACCACAGCAAGAGCACAUACAUGGAGUUGCAGCGGAAGAAGGUCCACCGCUAUGUGAUAUUCAAGAUUGACGAGAAGAAAAAGGAAGUCGUGGUUGAGAAGACGGGUGGGCCCGCCGAGUGUUACGAGGACUUCAUGGCAUCCCUUCCUGAGAGUGACUGCCGUUAUGCGGUUUACGACUUUGACUAUCGGCCCUUGCAGUUUCUGUCCAACGAACCGGCCCUUAUGUGGCCGGUUACGGGCCGGGCCGGUUUGGGACCGGUUCCCGGUCCGAGUCGCGGGCCGGUUCAGCCCGCGGCCAUGUCUAGAUCUACAUUUGACAUUGCUAUGGCGAACUUAUGGCUUUUCCCCCACAGACGGCGCCAAAAUGGUGUGUUAAACGACCUCGACUGGACUUGA